UAAUCAGGUUUUUAUCAUUGACAUGUAACAUGAUGAGGUCAGAAGUAGCUGAUACUUCCUUCUUUCUCGUGGUGUUACUUUAGAGAGGACUUUAUCUCUUCUGCUGAAGUUAAUGUGUGACCCGCUCUUCUGACCCAGUUGUGAAAUGGACCGGCCUUGAAGGACUUCUGGGAGGGUUUUGUGAGAAAGCAGCUUAUCUCAGCUCAGAUGCAGGUAUAAAACACCGCUCUCAGCUCCAGAGUCAGUGUGGAUUUACAUGAACCUGCAUCUUCAUCAUCUUCAUCUUCAUCUUCUUCAGUCUGAUCGACAUGGGUGUUGCGUACAGCGUGGGAGAAGUCGAUCAUCUGUACACGUUCUUCGUCCAGUGGUCUCCAGAGACCAUCUACAGCAAACACAGCAGCAAACCGGACUUCCUCAGGGUCCAUCCGGAAGCGCUCGACGUGAUCGACUCUCUGCUCAGCAGUUCUGCAUCAGAAACAUGGGAGAUCGUGACUGUGAAGCAGCAGAACAAGCGGCGUCCGAGCGUCUGUAGCUCCGCAGACUCUGAAGCUGACGAGCCGCUGCCGGUUCUAAUAGACCAGAGUCAGAUUCUGAACGAACGGCAUCUGGAACACCUGACCAAUCACAUCCCGGCGAGGACGCAGGGUUCCUCUUGGAAGCUGGUGUACAGCACGGUGGAGCACGGCACCAGCCUGACCACACUGUACCGACAGAUGAGAGAGUUAGACAGACCCGUGCUGAUGGUCAUCAGAGACACGGACGACCAGGUGUUUGGAGCGUUUUCCUCCGAUCCGUUCAGAGUCAGCAGCUACUGCUACGGGACGGGAGAAACCUUCCUCUACAGCUUCAGUCCCGAGUUUCAGAUCUUCCGCUGGAGUGGAGAAAACUCCUACUUUGUGAGAGGAUUCCUGGACUCUCUGCAGAUGGGAGGAGGAGGGGGUCCGUUCGGCCUGUGGCUGGACUCGGAUCUGUACCGCGGCUCCAGUUACUCCUGCAACACCUUCUGUAACCGUCCUCUCAGCCUCCAUCACGACUUCACCGUGCGGGAUCUGGAGGUGUGGAGCUUCGUCUGAGAGAAGAACAACAGCAAACCGCCUCGACUCGUCCGGUCACUCAUCUCUUCCUCUGAACCAAGAGAGUUACUGUCAAGACAAGUCCAGGCAGGAUUUGCGGCUUUAAUUCCCGUUUGCAGUAACUGAACACAUUCCUCAAGCCCUGGGGAUCAAGCGUGCUGCCUACGUAGGGCACACUAGAUCUGACACGAGCCCUUGAGUACUACUGACACUCACGGUUUACUGUCUGUACUGUGUUUAAUAUGCACUUAGACUGAUUUCCAUGUGAAAAGGAAAAGGGUUUGCUGUGUGCUAGUGAUGUUUUUUACUCUAUUUAAUAUCUGUGAUCACAUGUUGAGUUGUGUUUGUCACGCAGUGCUGGCGCUGUGUUUCUGGGUUUCUAAUAAAACACAUGGUUUUUUAUCAAACUGAA
Molecule: messenger RNA, 1485 nt
Organism: Carassius auratus (goldfish)
Lineage: Eukaryota; Metazoa; Chordata; Actinopteri; Cypriniformes; Cyprinidae
Gene: ncoa7a
Product: nuclear receptor coactivator 7a
Exons: 7
Coding region: 309-1073 (254 amino acids)
Biological process (GO): response to oxidative stress; regulation of transcription by RNA polymerase II
Cellular component (GO): nucleus
Source: RefSeq, a predicted model, not a curated record